Messenger RNA from Priapulus caudatus, 2161 nucleotides. RefSeq lists its product as uncharacterized. The coding region runs from base 864 to 1592 and encodes 242 amino acids. The transcript is spliced from 2 exons. The record is from RefSeq and is a predicted model, not a curated record. NCBI's taxonomy places the organism in Eukaryota, Metazoa, Priapulida, Priapulimorpha, Priapulimorphida, Priapulidae.
UCACCACCGCUGACCCCGUGCUCUGGAAACAAACAACCUGGCGUUACGUGUAUAUAGUGGCAUCGUUGUAACCCUGUAAGCAUUCUCCCGGCACCGACCGCCGUUGUUGUGUCACUGUGUCUCCGAACGACUAUAUGCACGCCUAUUCCCCAUUGGCGUUGCGAUGUGCUAGCGUUGUGUCGCGCUAUCUGUUGCUGCGGUAACAACCGUGUCAAAAUCUAUACAGUUGGCAUGUGAGAUCGAACCUGUAAGCGACAAGCUGCUGCCCGCUGUGCGUGUGUUUGUGUUUGCUCUCUGAUGCCUAGGGCUCAUGACGUACGUACGGCGAUAGACUUACCUGCGAGCAUACCUGGCGUGGCUAUAUACCUGUGGCUAUAAUAAUCCUAUAUACACAUACCUGACAUGCGUCGCAGAACUGGGGCGGAAUAGUGAUGACAGCGGUGUGACUACCCACCAUCAGCAGGUGCACACGCACUCGAGUGCGAAUAGACGCAGCGCAGCUCAGCGAUACCUCGCCCACGACGCAGCUGUGCCGCUGAUCGUCUAUGCAUAACCGUUUCCUGGCGUUCAAGCGAGACCCAGCAUUACAGCUACUGCGACUUUUCACCGAAAGAGCCCCAAUUUAGGUGUAUUAUCCGCGACAGGUCGCGGUGGCGCGUACCAGCGAGAGAAAAGCAAAUUCGCUUGUGAGAAGACUCCAUUGUAGACGGCAGUUCAUGCGCGCACACACGGAGAGAGACACAAACACUCGCGCUCACACAGAGAUCGAAUCUCGAGUGGCUCGACCCGUGCGUCUAUAGGUACAAACUACGAGGUUCUCAGUGGGUUUUACUUUGUUCCGCACGCGCGGUGACGUGCCUAGCAUGGCGGACUCCCAAGUCACGAUCGACGCCGCAUCGCGUGGUUCCGCUGGCAAUGAGAAGAAAGACAAUUCGCCGCUAAAACUAUUAAAGAAGCUUGCAUUGAAAGAGAAGGAGACGAGCAAGAAGACAGUGCCCGACGAGGAGAACGCUGUUGUCGUGAAAAAACCAACGCGUCCGCUCCCGCCGGAAGUGAUGGUCGACUCACUUCCGCAGCUUUUCCACGUUCGCUAUCUCGGCUGGCGACCGACGCAGGGACUAUGGGGCGUCGGCCACACACGCAAACCUGUCGACGAACUCAUCGACGCUACGCGCAAACACAAGGAGGGCGAUACGCUACCCGAACUCCAGCUGCACGUCUCGGAUAAGGGCGUGCACUCGACGGAGGUCCCCGAAAACAGGAACAAAAACUUCGCGAGCGGCCUCCGUUGCAUCGACUCGAUAUCGUACGGUGUGCAGGAUGUCCGAUACACGCGCGUGUUCGCCAUGAUCGUAGUGCGGACUGACAGCGGCACGGAGCCGAAGUUUGAGUGUCACGCGUACGUGUGUUCGAGUCGAGCCAGUGCUCGUCGCCUGGCCUUCUCUCUGGCGUUGGCGUUCAAGGAGUUCGGCAAACAGUGCGCUAGUAAGAAGUCCAGUAGAGUUACGAAGAAGUUUGCCAUCGAUCUGCGCUCUCCGGAGGAGAUUGAGAACGAUAUGGCGGCCAAUCAAGAGCUGGAUUCAGAAGCUUGAUGUAUAGCUCUGUGAUAUGCUGCCAACAUUAUUUAAGAAAUAACAUUAAAAAUGAUUAAUCUUCCUAUAUGUAUGAGCUCCCGGGUGAAUAUGAAGUACAUUCGUAUUUAGCAGGAUAUAUUCAAGAGCGUAUAAAGAAGGAUAUCUAUCCUUCUUUAUCUGCUCUUGAUAUAUUCUAAUAAAUGUACACUUUUUACACCCUCACAAGCAAAUCCUAUUUUGUAUAAUAAUUAAGCGCUAUCGCCAAUAGGUAUUGAUUCAUUUAUAUUGCACGCAAUAGUGUUUUGUGUACUGCAUGGGUGUGUUCUAAUUCAAAUAUGAAAGCGAGUGAAAAGGGUAUGUGGAACAUAAUGCUUCAUUCUUAACGGUAAUCGCUAUGAGGGAACGUGAGAUGGGUCAUGAAUCAAAGAAGGUUGAUCCAAAGAAAGGUAUGAUUCAAAGAAGGUUGUUUGAUUACAAACCUCGGUGAUGUCAUUUGUAAUUAAUCUACUGUUACGAGUCGUUAUUCGUUUCAGGCAUGCUCGUGCAGCAUAUAGUUUAGAACUUUCCUUUGAUCCUGCCGAUUACAU